Drosophila eugracilis is the source of this 2457-nucleotide messenger RNA. Its product is annotated as growth hormone-regulated TBC protein 1-A. The record is from RefSeq and is a predicted model, not a curated record. Lineage: Eukaryota; Metazoa; Arthropoda; Insecta; Diptera; Drosophilidae.
CCUGUGGCAUUUCACCAGUUCCUGCCUCUGGUCACCAGUCACAAGACGCGAAUUUUAUUCGCUAAUAAAAACAAAAAUAAACCAACUUAAACCCACUGAUAAGCGGACCAGUAAUCUUCAAUGAAAUCACAACAGUUAGAUAAACUACCAUCGGCCACCUGCAAGCGCACGCCCAGCGGAGCGUCCCUAUAAGCCCACGCCCGUCCCCCUCCUCACCUGUUCGCUAGCCGCCCACCCAAUUUGGUCUUCGGUCCGUUAAUGUUAUCAGUUCAGCAGCAGAGGCAGCAACAACAACGACGAGUGGGCGCGCACAAAAGGCCACCCAUCGCUCAAGGACGAGGCAUAGGCAGAGGUAGUGCUCCUGAAGGCCAAAUGGGCUUAUAAAUAAAUGAAGGGCCAAGUUAAAGGCAAUGUUUAUUGACGUUUAACGCAGGUUCAAUCCGUUGCAGUUGCAGCGGCACAGGCAGAGGAAAAGGCAGCGACGUAACCGCGCAACGUGCACAGAAUACCAAAUCGUUUUUUGUUUUUGGGCCAUGCCACGAGCGGGAAGCGGCUGACAGGAAAUCGUGGCAAGCAACGAACAAAACCACACUUAUUCAUUGUGAGCAAUAAAAACUCUAGUCAAAAGUUCAUAUGGAUGCUACCGCCAGUUCAAAGUUCAGCGAUGUGGACGAGUAUGGCUUCAAGCGUGGCGACUACUUCGACUAUAACAACUAUUCCAAGUUCAUGGAUGGUUAUCUGAAGACGCUGACGCGAAGACGCAUGAAAUGGGAGGCCAUACUGCAGCAGAAUACUGAUCUCACCCAGGUGGAUGCCAAAUUGAAGCGGUACAUUCGGAAGGGCAUACCCGGUCCAUACCGUCCCGACGUCUGGAUGAAGAUAUCUGGCGCUGCCGCCGCCCAGCGCCGCUCCCCAGAUCUAUUUCGCAACCUUCUGCGCACCGAGACCUUUGACAAAGAAAUCAGCGAUUCCAUAUCAAUCGAUCUACCUCGUACCUUUCCCGACAAUAUUCACUUCGAUACGAAGAAACAGCGCCUAUAUAACAUCCUCAUCGCCUAUGCCCACCACAACCGGGACGUGGGUUACUGCCAGGGACUCAACUACAUAGCAGGCUUGCUACUGAUCGUUACCGAUGACGAAGAAAAGUCCUUUUGGCUGCUCAAGCACAUCGUGGAAAAUAUUGUCCUGUUAAGGGAUCUGGCCGUGUUUCGGGAGUUGGUCAUUCGGCGGAUUCCCGCUGUCAAUCGGCAGGUCGAUAACUUGGGUUUACCCUAUCCGGUAAUCGCAAGUAAAUGGUUCAUCUGCAUCUUUGCUGAGGUGCUGCCCGUGGAGACGGUUCUACGUAUCUGGGAUUGCGUCUUCGCUGAAGGCUACAAGAUCGUUUUUCGUGCUGCCCUGGCCAUGUUUGUGACACAUAAGAAUGCCAUUUUGGCUUGUGAUGACAUUGCCGCCCUGGCCAACCUAUUCCGGGAUACCAUGAUCCAGGACAGCAUUGUGACAGAUUGUCAUGGCUUUGUUGAGUCCAUGUUCAAACUGCGCCUGAAGCGAAGUGAGCUAGAGAGUCUGCGUAAGGUGGCUGUGCUAAAUCCAGCAUAAAAAGUCCAAGUUGAAGGGGCUUAAUGACCAAUAGAUCAAACAACAGCAACAAAACCAAAAACAAAUUGGAGAAGCAAUCGAAAAAUUCAAUUAUUAGGAAAGUAGUUCAACCGUAUCAUUGUGUUUAUGUUCAUGAUUGUGAGUGUGCAUUAUGUAAUUGUUUCUAAAUAGUACGUACCUAUAUAUGUGCGCAUUUGUAUUACCAAAUUGUAGCCCAAUUGUAGCCAAGGCCAAAACAAUUCGAGUAUUAGCCAACGAAGUCAAGUCGAGUUACCAAACCAAAAUUUCAAAUGGAACAUAAAUGAUCAGAUUAGUUAAAUUAGAAAUAUCCAUGCAUUAGGAGUAGUAGCCAAAAGUUUAUAGUUGAUAUCUUCCACAUGUAGACCUUAUAUACAUAUAUAUAUAUAUAUACAUGCCUAACCAUCGGCAGAGCAUUUAGCCCACUUUUCACCCAACAACCAAACAGUUUGUGUUCUUAGUUAUCUUGUUGAUCAAAGAAGUAUUUAUUUUUGAGUAUAUGUACUUUGAUAGGAAGCUAUGUAAAUGUCUACGUCUAGAUGAAACGUGUAUUUACUUUUAUAUAUAUAAAUGCUUUUAAAGUUGUUAAAUAGUUGACUUAACUGUAAAACGUCUGUUAGCCGCAACCGGUUUGUCUCGAAUCGGUUGCCCAAUACUCAAUACUAUUUACAAAAGAUUUAUCCUGAAAUAUAAUUUGAGGAAUUGAUUUGUAAAUGCAUUAUCCCGCAAGCCAUUCCAACCAAUUACUAUUCCCUUAGGUGGAAGUGGUUUACAAUGGCUGAUGGGUUUUGUAUUUUAUGCAGCCGAGACGCUUUUCAAAUAAAAUACUAUUGCUAACUGUUA